Molecule: messenger RNA, 477 nt
Organism: Tilletiaria anomala UBC 951
Lineage: Eukaryota; Fungi; Basidiomycota; Exobasidiomycetes; Georgefischeriales; Tilletiariaceae
Product: glucocorticoid receptor-like (DNA-binding domain)
Exons: 3
Biological process (GO): negative regulation of transcription by RNA polymerase II; positive regulation of transcription by RNA polymerase II
Molecular function (GO): RNA polymerase II cis-regulatory region sequence-specific DNA binding; zinc ion binding; DNA-binding transcription factor activity, RNA polymerase II-specific
Source: RefSeq, a predicted model, not a curated record
UCGCAGCCAACACAGGCUGGCGGCAGCACUUCUCAAUCAUUCGAUGGGACCAAAUGCAUCACCUGCGGGACAAUAAGCACACCGCUCUGGCGGAGGACAGCAGAAGGGCUGCCGAUCUGCAAUGCUUGUGGUGAAAGACACACGGAGCAAAGCGCAUCGUCCCCAGUAACGGCGAGCCGAACGGCGCGGACAAUGUCAUCGCAAAGGGGAACAGAAAACCAAAGCCCUGCAGGGUCUGGAACCAUGACCGACCCCGGUUCUGAUCAAGCGGCGGGGACGACGCCCCUCGGCUCGAACUCUAUCACCAAGGUGGACUAUCAAUUGGUCUGCUCCAACUGUGGCACCAAUACCACGCCGUUGUGGAGGAGGGACGAGGACGGCAAUAACAUCUGCAACGCUUGCGGCCUCUACCACAAGCUGCAUGGCACGCAGAGACCCAUCAACAUGAAGAAGACGGUCAUCAAGCGGCGGAAACGC